This is a messenger RNA of Plenodomus lingam JN3, 2682 nucleotides long. RefSeq lists its product as uncharacterized. Lineage: Eukaryota; Fungi; Ascomycota; Dothideomycetes; Pleosporales; Leptosphaeriaceae. Gene Ontology annotation, molecular function: nitrate reductase (NADPH) activity; molybdenum ion binding; sulfite oxidase activity. Gene Ontology annotation, biological process: nitric oxide biosynthetic process; sulfur compound metabolic process; nitrate assimilation. The record is from RefSeq and is a predicted model, not a curated record.
AUGAGUGUCACCACACAACAGCCAGCGGUGGUGCCUCUCCCAUCAUCCCCAAGACUACCAAUAGAAUCACAUGCUGGUCCCCGAAGCACACAGUUACCACCAUCUCCGCCAGAGACCGUCAACGGCGAUGACCCUAAGUCUAUUACCUCUACGCCAGCCGAGCCUGACUUCCCUUUGCCUCCACCAGCAAAUCCCAAGCCGCAGGUCCUAGACAUCGAUAAACCAACACCAGAUGCACAUGUCCCAAGAGAUCCACGACUCAUCCGCCUGACCGGGGUCCAUCCAUUUAACACAGAACCACCGCUCACCGACCUGUACAACGAGGGCUUUCUCACCAGCCCGGAACUAUUCUACGUUCGAAACCAUGGGGCUGUCCCUGAGGUCCAAGAUGAGGAAUGCUUGGACUGGGAAUUUUCGAUCGAAGGGAUGGUUGCAAACCCGCUCAAAAUCACCUUGCGACAAUUACUAGAGGAGUAUGAGAAUGUGACAUAUCCCGUCACCCUUGUCUGUGCAGGUAACAGGCGAAAGGAACAAAAUGUAGUACGAAAGAGCAAGGGUUUCUCGUGGGGUGCGGCUGGUGUAUCAACAGCACUCUUUACUGGCGUCGUUAUGAAGGAUGUUAUAGAACGAGCGAAGCCGCUAAGGAAAGCAAAGUAUGUGUGUAUGGAAGGCGCUGACAAGCUGCCCAAUGGAUACUAUGGCACAUCUGUGAAGUUGAACUGGGUCAUGGAUCCAAAUCGUGGCAUCAUGCUCGCACACAAGAUGAAUGGUGAAAAUUUGAGUUUAGAUCACGGAAAGCCAUUGAGAGCCGUGGUCCCCGGACAGAUUGGGGGUCGAAGCGUCAAGUGGCUGAAAAAGCUGAUCGUCACGGCUGAACCGAGUGACAAUUGGUAUCAUAUUUACGAUAACCGGGUCUUGCCUACAAUGGUCGACCCUGAUGAAGCUGCAAAGAACCCAAAGUGGUGGAUGGACGAAAGAUAUGCAAUCUACGACCUCAGUCCCAACUCAGCAAUUGCGUUCCCAGCACAUGAAGAGAAGGUCGUGCUUGCAUCAGCAGAAAAUUCAUAUAACGUCCGAGGAUACGCCUACAGUGGUGGUGGUCGCCGCAUCACGAGAUGCGAAGUAUCAUUGAACAAAGGCAAAAACUGGCGAUUAGCCAACAUCGAUUACGCAGAAGAUAAAUAUCGAGACUUCGAAGGCCGCGAAUUGUUCGGUGCGCGUUUGGAUAUGGACUGGCGUGAGACUAGCUUCUGCUGGUGUUUCUGGAACCUCGAUAUAGCAACGGCAGAGCUGAGGGAUGCAAAUGACAUUCUUGUCAGAGCAAUGGAUGAGGCCAUGUGUAUACAGCCGCGUGAUAUGUACUGGAGUGUACUCGGCAUGAUGAACAACCCAUGGUACCGGAUAACGAUACACCACGAGGGCGAUGUCCUGCGUUUCGAGCAUCCAACACAACCAGCGUUGAUACCUGGUGGCUGGAUGGAACGCGUUAAGAAGGCUGGCGGCAAUCUGACCAAUGGGCAAUGGGGUGAGCAGAUUGAGGGUCAAGAGCUUGAAAAUACUGCCGUUGAAGAAGUCAAAGAGAUCAAGAUGACGAAAGACGGUGUAAACAGGAUUGUUGAGCUCGAUGAAUUAAAAUGGCAUGAAAGUGCGGAAUAUCCUUGGUUUGUGGUCAACGACGAAGUGUACGAUGGCACUUCCUUCCUCGAGGGACACCCAGGCGGUGCACAAAGCAUCAUCAGCGCAGCCGGUCUCGAUGCUUCAGAUGAAUUCAUGGCCAUCCAUAGCGAAACCGCAAAAGCAAUGAUGCCAGCUUACCACAUCGGCACCCUCUCCCCUACUGCCUCCAAACAACUUUCCUUGGAGGAACCAACCUCGAAGCAAGCAUCCUCAUCCAGUCUUCGCCCGACCUUUCUAGAUUCACGCACCUGGUCCAAAGCGCUACUUUCUUCCAAGACAAAAGUCUCAUGGGAUACUAGAAUCUUCCGCUUCAAGCUGGAUCACGCUUCGCAGACGCUCGGUCUGCCAACAGGCCAGCAUUUGAUGAUUCGGUUGCGCGACCCGGUAACACGCGAGGCUAUUAUUCGCUCUUAUACCCCGAUUUCUCAGAUAAGCGAGCAGGGGUUCUGCGAUGUGUUGAUCAAGAUUUAUGCGGACGCGCCUGGGCGGGAGGGCGGAAAGAUGACCAAGGCACUGGACAGCAUUCCCUGUGGGCAUUGGGUGGACAUGAAGGGCCCGAUUGGCAAAUUUGAAUACCUAGGCAAGGGCGUGUGCUCUAUCAAUGGGAACGAGAGAAGGGUGAGGAGUAUGAAGAUGAUUUGCGGUGGCAGUGGCAUAACGCCCAUUUACCAGGUCUUGCGCGCCAUUCUGCAGGAUUCGGCCGAUAGCACGCACUGCACUGUUCUGAAUGGAAACAGGCUGGAGGAGGAUAUUCUGUGUAGAGAGGAUCUCGAUCGGUUCGCAGAGGAGAAUGGAGAGAGGUGUACGCUGGUUCAUACACUUACGCAAGCGGCAGAAGGAUGGACGGGGCGAAGGGGGAGAAUUGGAGAGGAAUUGUUGAAGGAGUUUUGUGGGACAGAGGAGGACGGGUUGGUGUUGGUUUGUGGGCCGGAGGCGUUGGAGAGAAGUGUCAAGGGAUUACUUGCGGGGAUGGGGUGGAGGGAUGACGAUGUGAUUUUCUUCUGA